Molecule: messenger RNA, 690 nt
Organism: Kwoniella shivajii
Lineage: Eukaryota; Fungi; Basidiomycota; Tremellomycetes; Tremellales; Cryptococcaceae
Exons: 4
Coding region: 1-690 (229 amino acids)
Biological process (GO): regulation of transcription by RNA polymerase II
Cellular component (GO): mediator complex; core mediator complex
Molecular function (GO): transcription coregulator activity
Source: RefSeq, a predicted model, not a curated record
AUGAGUGGACCGCCAAGCGAAGAAGAAGCAUUACCAAUCACAAAUACACUCUUCCCGCCUCCCCCUGUAUAUUGGCAAUCUUACACAUCCAGUAAUAUAGGUCGAUAUGAAUCUCUCACUGGAACCUCUAUAAUAGGCAAAGAGAAGGGGAAAGGUAAAGUUGAGAAUGGAAUAGAACUUGACUUGAAUGACGAAGAGAAGAUAGAAGUUGAAACGUUGAAAGGCAAGCUGGAGAAACCGAUAGCGGGAUGGGUGGAAGAGGAUGGAAGAUGGAUGUGUUUCGGUAAUAUGUAUACUACGAAACCCGAAAUACCGACGGUCGAAAGUAUCGGUAUACCAAAGAUGUUUCAUUCAUCUCCUUCUCCGCAAGAGUCACUGCCCACACUUUUAUCAUCAUUUCUUCACACGAUCUUACUAUUACUGGAUGUGUUGACAUCGUCUGCUAGAACUCCUGAUGAACUGAUGCAUAGCGGUUGGGCUCAUGAAGGUGAUCAAUAUAUCCAACACCUAAGUAACUUAGCCGCGACCAUGAUGAUAACAUCGAACCAACUACGUCAAACUCAAAGUGAAUCUACUCUGGUCAUGAUGAUGGAGAAAGAGGUCGAGGAGAGGAAAAAACAAACUGAUUUACUGAAAAGGAAAUGUAAAGAGAUAGCUGGCAAUAUCAGAAAGCUGAAGAUGCGAGAGUAG